AUGCGUAAGAAGCCAAUUGUAUCUGAGAGAAAUGAACUUCUUAUUCAGUUUUUAUCAGACUUAAGUUUAACUGUGGAUGGGUUUAUUGGUCACUACAAAUUCAGGCCAAAAAAACUGCCGGCAACUACAGCACAGCCUGUCACCACCACAUUCCCUGUAACCACAGGACCCAUCACCCACAACCCGGGCCACAACGCACGCCUCGCCAAGGUGAUCUUCCGGGAUCCGUACCGGUUUAAGAAGUGGGUGGAGCUGUUCAUUGCUGCCGAGGGCAUUCACACGGACCAGUUUGUGUAUUGCGGCAAGAAGGCCCAACUCAACAUUGGCAGUGUGCUCCCUGUGGGCACCAUGCCCGAGGGUAUGAUCGUGUGCUGCCUGGAGGAAAAGCCUGGAGGCCGUAGCAAGCUGUCCUGGGCAUCUGGGAACUAUGCCACCAUUAUCUCCCACAACGCUGAGCCCAAGAAGACCCGUGUGAAGCUGCCCUCUGGCUCCAAGAAGCCCUCCACCGUCUGCAGAGAUGACCCUGCUGGCUGCAAAGUGGGUCUCAUUGCUGCCCGCCUGACUGGACAUCUCUGGGGAACCAAGACCGUGCAGGAGAAAGAGAACUAG
This is a messenger RNA of Rhinopithecus roxellana (golden snub-nosed monkey), 609 nucleotides long. Its product is annotated as 60S ribosomal protein L8-like. Gene Ontology annotation, biological process: cytoplasmic translation. NCBI's taxonomy places the organism in Eukaryota, Metazoa, Chordata, Mammalia, Primates, Cercopithecidae. Bases 1 to 609 code for a protein of 202 amino acids. Gene Ontology annotation, molecular function: RNA binding; structural constituent of ribosome. Gene Ontology annotation, cellular component: cytosolic large ribosomal subunit; ribosome. The record is from RefSeq and is a predicted model, not a curated record. The transcript is spliced from 4 exons.